GCUACACGCCUACUCCUUCAGAACGUGGGAAUUGAGAGCAGGGGGAGGUUGGGGAGGCGGGAAGAGUUUGGCUCUUGGCGGCGACAAUGUGGAAGGCAUCAAGAAGCGCGCCGCCGUCUCUGCUGUUGGGCUUCUUGUGCAGGAGGUCACGACUUGCUGCUACUCCUUCCUUCCCCCUUGCACUCAAAUUUUCAGCAGACCGACCCCAACCCGCAUUUGGUGCUGGUGUGCUCUCGGGUACCCCGGCUUCUUUUGCCUGCCGGCUGUAUUCCACCACGUUCCCUGAGGCUCCGUCGGCUUCUGGCGACGGCACGGCGAUCAAUAGCGAGCAUGCCUCGAACUUACUUUCGCAAUCUGAACACGAAGACAGUAUGGAUGGAGCGGAUGAAGGCGAAGUCGAGUGGGAAGAGGAGGAAGAGGUUGAACCGAAGAUCGGUGAUGGAGGAGAUGGAGGAGGAGUUAUUCUGGGGGAUCUACCGUGGGGAGAAAGGGCUCUAAACAUUGCAAAAGAGGUGCUGCUCCAAUUUGAUGAUGAUGUGAAAUUAUUUUCUUUUAAGGCUACUCAUCGUGGAUACAUCUAUAUGCGAUUGGAUAAACUCUCAAACAAAUAUGGAUGCCCCAGCAUGGAUGAAAUUGAAGAAUUCAAUAACGUGUACAAGAAGAAGCUUGAUGAGGUUGGAGAGCAAGGCCAUAUACCAAGGGAUUUGGCUAUUGAGGUAUCCUCUCCAGGAGCUGAACGACUUUUGAAGGUGCCUGGAGAUCUGGAACGCUUCAAAGACUUACCGAUGCAGGUGACUUAUGUGGGAGAUGACUUGAAGUGGAGAAAUCAGCAGCAAGUUGGAGUUUUUCUGCUAGAAUCUGUUGAAGCUGACGAAGGUUACUGCACGUGGAGGUUGGCAAAUGUGAAAGAAAACAGAGAUGCUCUGGGUAAAGGAAGGCUAUUGAGCCGGAAGCAGAAGGAAUGGAGGCUGAAGUUGCCAUUUCAACACAUCAGGUUGGUAAAGCUGUAUCUGGAAUGCUAACAUGGCAAGGGGUUCGCCAUUUCAAUACCUCAGGCUGGUAAAGCUGUAUCUGCAAUCCUAACAAGGCAAGGGGCCUCUCCAGCCCCAGCAUGCCCAACAUUGCCAGUCCAAUGCAGGCUUUUGUUUAUUGAGUUCUCGCUCUUUCCCUCUGUGUGUGUGUGUGUGCGUGUGAGAGAGAGAGAGAGAGAGAGAGAGAGUGAGUGGGUCUCAAUUUUUGUUGUAGACUUAGUAUUGACCCUUUUUGUUUUUCAUGUUUUAGUAGAUAUUCUAUAACUUAACUGUAGGGGUAUUUAGGGGAGGGAUCACUUCCUAGAAGCAGUGUGUUAGUGAUGUGCCGUUGGAACAUAAACUUGCAGUCCAAGACCUUUCUAAGCAAAAUAUUUGAUUAGGUGCAA
Nymphaea colorata (pocket water lily) is the source of this 1417-nucleotide messenger RNA. RefSeq lists its product as uncharacterized. The coding region runs from base 87 to 1022 and encodes 311 amino acids. The transcript is spliced from 5 exons. The record is from RefSeq and is a predicted model, not a curated record. NCBI's taxonomy places the organism in Eukaryota, Viridiplantae, Streptophyta, Magnoliopsida, Nymphaeales, Nymphaeaceae.